This is a messenger RNA of Trichophyton verrucosum HKI 0517, 1503 nucleotides long. RefSeq lists its product as uncharacterized. The transcript has 10 exons. Gene Ontology annotation, molecular function: histone deacetylase activity. Gene Ontology annotation, cellular component: histone deacetylase complex. The record is from RefSeq and is a predicted model, not a curated record. The coding region runs from base 1 to 1503 and encodes 500 amino acids. Gene Ontology annotation, biological process: chromatin organization. Lineage: Eukaryota; Fungi; Ascomycota; Eurotiomycetes; Onygenales; Arthrodermataceae.
AUGUUCUACAAUGACCCGAACGUACUAUACAUCUCGAUCCAUGUCUACCGGGAUGGCAGCUUCUAUCCCGGCGGUGACGAAGGCAACUGGGACUACUGCGGUGAAGGUCUCGGUCUAGGGAAGAACGUCAACAUUCCCUGGCCGACACAAGGCAUGGGAGACGGCGACUACCUCUAUGCCUUCCAGGAAGUUGUUAUGCCAAUCGGCUACGAGUUUGAUCCUGACCUCGUCAUCAUAUCCGCCGGCUUCGAUGCGGCGGCGGGCGACGAGCUGGGAGGCUGUUUCGUGACACCCCCUUGCUACUCACACAUGACGCGCAUGCUGAUGAACCUUGCCAACGGAAAGGUAGCGGUGUGUCUUGAGGGAGGGUAUAACUUCCGCUCGAUCUCCAAGUCAGCGCUAGCGGUUACGCGGACAUUGAUGGGCGAGCCGCCCGAUCGGCUGAUUGCGCCGUCAGCGUCGCGGCCGGCCGUUGAGACGGCCCGUCGUCGAACUUUGCCGGCAACCGUGUACAUGGUAUGUAUGGUGAUAACAGGAGAAGAGGGAGGAAUGCUAAUUGGUGUUGGGGUGGGAACAGAUAUCAUCCGGCAGUACCAGGCGAAGCAGCUGUAUGAGGAGCACAAGCUGACGAGCCUGUACAUCUACCGGGACACGAUCUCGAAGUCGUUUGAGAACCAGGUGCUGGCGAGCCAGAACUACGACAAGGUGGACACUCUGCUUGUUAUCUUCCACGACCCGCCCGAGCUGAUGGGCAUCCCGCACCCGGUGACCAACGUGCUUGAAGCCCACAACACCUGGCUGCAAGUCCAAAAAGAGGAGUGGCUAACAGAGGGAACAAACAAGGCUGAUAAUGUCAAGGAUUACAUCUCCUGGGCGGUCGAGCAUAACGUGGGCGUUAUCGACGUCAACAUCCCGAAGCACAUCUCAGAAGCCGACCAAAACUCACGGAGCUACGAGCGGGAGAGCCCGAACCGGGCCCUCUUCUCCGAGCAGCUUGCCGAGUACCUGUGGGAGAACUACAUCGAGUGCGUCUAUCCCACUGAUCUGUCAUUACUUGCAGCAGUAGUAGGCUGUUUGUUACUAACGACCAGAAGGACCAACGACACCAGCCGCAUCUUCUUCAUGGGGGUGGGCGAUGCCUUUCUCGGACUGGCCAACCUUCUCAUCAACAAGGAGCGAGUCCACACAAUGGUCAGUGGCGUGAUAUGCUUUGUGGCCGAGAACCCCGUCCGCGCCGUCGCCAGCACCACCAUCACCUGGCUCUCCAAGUGGUACAAAGAGUACAGAAGAAGUAACAAGAUGAAGAACUCCCUGGUCUUUGUGUCCCACCGGCACAUGGUGUGGGAGGGCCAGGAGAACAAGCAGAAGCAAUACAAGCGCUACGGGCGGCUGGUGAAGUCGACGGCGGCGCACACGCUGAACGAGAUGCUGGUCAACCACCGCGCGGAUGUGUUCAAGUGGAUUGAGGAGCGAGUCGAGGCCGGGUCAGAGAGCAGUUCAUAG